This is a messenger RNA of Ipomoea triloba (trilobed morning glory), 1000 nucleotides long. RefSeq lists its product as uncharacterized. The record is from RefSeq and is a predicted model, not a curated record. Lineage: Eukaryota; Viridiplantae; Streptophyta; Magnoliopsida; Solanales; Convolvulaceae. The coding region runs from base 131 to 844 and encodes 237 amino acids. The transcript has 3 exons.
AUUACUAUAUCUGCCCCAAAAAAUAUAUAUGUUAGGUAAUUAAAUAAACUUUAUAUAUAUAAAGCGUGAGAGAGAAGUAGAGAGAAACAUAUUGAGCUGAGGGAGAGAGAGCACAGUAUAAUAGUCCAUUAUGGGUAGCUUAGAAGAGGAGAUUUUGCUACAAAUGGUUAACGACUUCAUAGAAUUAGGAUCCUCCCCGACAAGGGAUACAAAUACAACCACGACAGUUACUCCUGACCACCAUGAUCAUACUAAAUGUUAUAUUUUACAGGAGAUAGUGGAGAGCAGGAAUGGCGUUGAGAGUAGAGUUGUGGAGAGUGUUUUGAAGCACAUGAGAGACAAAAUGGAGUGUGAUGAUGAGAAAUCAUGCGGCUUGAAGAAAUGGCUAGUCAAACGUUUGAGAAUGGAUGGUUUCAGUGCUUCCUUGUGCCACUCUUCAUGGCCUACAACUUUGAGUUGCCCCGGUGGCGCUUAUGAGUAUAUUGAAGUUGUGGUUGAGGCAAAGCAGAGGGUGAUAAUAGACAUAGAUUUCAAGUCCCAAUUUGAAGUAGCGAGGCCUACAGCUUCAUACAAGAGGCUACUAAACAUACUUCCCCAGAUUUUUGUUGGAGAAGAAGACAAACUACGUCGGACACUCUCAAUUCUUUGCUCAGAAGCAAAGUGCUCUCUCACACAAAAUGGUCUGCACAUUCCACCAUGGAGGACUGCCACUUACAUGCACUCCAAAUGGCUCUCUUCUACGGAUAGGGAUACUCCGCAAGUAAUGCUGAAGCUCACCCAUGUUGCCUCUGCCUUGUCGUCUGCACAAUUAAUUUCACCCAUCACCACACAAAGCUGCUGCUAAUAACUGCUUUUCUUUUUCCUUUUUAAGAGCGCCACUGCAUACGCCAACAUACAUAUGAGUUUCAACUUCUGAGCUCAUGCUAAUAAUAUUUUUUUUUUUUUAUGAAAAAUUUUUGUCACUCUAGUUGUGAAGCAAUUUUGAUCUUUCUUUUCUAAA